AUGGCUUCUGUUUCUGUUGCUUCACGUUACACCGUUUCUUCAUGGCCUCCCAAGACCAACAACAGUAGAGCCGUUGUCUCAUCUUUCACCAAAAUCCCAUUUGGUAAAAAGACCCAGUACUUCUCUUUGUCUCCGUCUUCCAAUCCCACUUCAAAAAGACGUCGUCUUUCAUUUUCCAUGAAAAAUGAUCAAGAAAACGAACCCAGUUCUUCAUCUUCUUCGGCUGUUGUAAUUACUGAGAAGCCAAGUGAUGACAGUGAUACCCAGCAGAGUAAAUUGCCAGCGGAAGAAGUUGAAACGGGUAAGGAGAGUGGCUCUGAGUCUGAGGAGAAGGAGAAACAGCAAGAAAUGGAUUGGAAGACAGAUGAGGAGUUCAAGAAGUUCAUGGGAAAUCCCUCUAUCGAAGCUGCAAUAAAGUUGGAGAAGAAGAGGGCAGAUAGGAAGCUCAAGGAUCUUGAUAGGGAAAGUAGUGGUAACCCACUUGUAGGGCUCUUUAAUAAAAUUCUGCGUGAUAGUUUGACUAGAGAGAAGGAGAGGCUGGAGAAAGCUGAAGAAGCCUUCAAGGCAAUUGAUCUUAACAAGUUAAAAAGUUGUUUUGGAUUUGAUUCAUUUUUUCCCACUGAUGUUCGGAGAUUUGGAGAUGGGGGCAUUUUUGUUGGAAAUUUGAGGAGACCAAUUGAAGAGGUCAUGCCCAAAUUGGAGCAAAAACUGUCUGACGCGGCGGGAAGGGAGGUUGUGUUAUGGUUCAUGGAAGAAAACACAAAUGACAUCAGAAAACAGGUCUGUAUGGUGCAACCCAAAGCGGAAAUUGAUCUACAGUUUGAGUCAACCAAGCUGAGCACUCCUUUGGGUUAUGUUAGUGCAGUAGCCUUGUGCGUUGCUACUUUCGGAACAAUAGCUCUGAUGAGUGGCUUCUUCCUCAAACCUGAUGCUACAUGGGAUGACUACCUAGCUGAUGUUGUGCCUCUCUUUGGUGGUUUCAUAUCCAUUUUGGGCGUUUCUGAGAUAGCCACUAGAGUGACAGCAGCUCGCCAUGAUGUAAAACUCAGUCCAUCUUUUCUUGUGCCAUCCAAUUGGACAGGGUGUUUGGGAGUGAUGAAUAACUAUGAAUCACUGCUUCCAAAUAAGAAAGCUCUUUUUGACAUUCCAGUUGCACGCACAGCUAGUGCAUAUCUUACGUCCCUGGUGCUUACGGUUUCUGCUUUUGUGGCUGAUGGAAGCUUUAAUGGGGGUGACAAUGCAUUGUAUAUAAGGCCUCAGUUCUUCUAUAACAAUCCCUUGCUUUCCUUUGUCCAAUUUGUUAUUGGUCCUUAUACGGAUGACCUUGGAAAUGUGCUGCCCUAUGCAGUUGAAGGUGUUGGAGUUCCUGUUGAUCCCCUUGCUUUUGCUGGACUUCUAGGCAUGGUGGUGACUUCUCUGAACUUGUUGCCAUGUGGGAGACUCGAAGGAGGCCGCAUUGCGCAAGCCAUGUUUGGAAGAGGCACUGCUACUCUGCUAUCCUUUGCCACAUCACUUUUACUUGGUAUUGGUGGCCUAAGUGGAAGUGUCCUCUGCUUGGCAUGGGGGUUAUUUGCAACUUUCUUCCGUGGCGGAGAAGAAAUGCCUGCAAAAGACGAAAUCACCCCCUUGGGAGAUGACAGGUUUGCUUGGGGUUGUGUUCUUGGCCUCAUCUGCUUCCUCACGCUUUUCCCCAACAGCGGAGGGACGUUCUCCAGCUCAUUCUUCAGUGCACCAUAUUUCAGGGGUGAUUUGUAA
This is a messenger RNA of Prunus armeniaca (apricot), 1755 nucleotides long. The record is from the annotation of a GenBank genome assembly. Lineage: Eukaryota; Viridiplantae; Streptophyta; Magnoliopsida; Rosales; Rosaceae.